AGUGAUGCUUUGGUGGGGAGUUUGCUUUGAUGGCACCACAAAGCUCCAUUUUUGUGAAAAAUAAUUUAAAACAGCUGCUAACAAAUAUCAGAAUGACAUUUUAAAACCUGUUGUCAAGCCUCUAAAUGACACUCUUCAGCUCACAAGGCCAGGUCAACUCAGCAGUGGGUGCAAAAGAACAUUCCAGAGUUCAUCUCUGCCUCAGAUUGGCCCUCAGGAAGCCCGGAUCUCAUUCCACUAGAUUAUCGGCUUUGGGGCCAAACUGGAGAGGAUGGUAUGCCACAGAGCACACCUUAACUUGGAAAGCCUCAAACAAUCUCUGGUCCGAGCAGUUGAGCCCUUUUCUCAAGAAGUGCUGUGUGCUGCUAUUGAUGACUGACCACUGA
Molecule: messenger RNA, 386 nt
Organism: Nezara viridula (southern green stink bug)
Lineage: Eukaryota; Metazoa; Arthropoda; Insecta; Hemiptera; Pentatomidae
Source: the annotation of a GenBank genome assembly